AUUUCAGGGAGAAUACAAAUUUUGUAUAAAAGUGGAAUACAACAAUUCUAUGUCCACCGCUCUUCGAUUGCAUAGUAUACAUAUGUAUAUGUACAUAGUAGAUAUUUAAAAUAUCGAAGUAUCUUAUUUGAAUAAAACAUUUUAACGCAAAUAUUUAACAUUUUAGAAAAAUUCUUUAAUACUGAUUUACUUUCAUAAGUUACGUAAUAAUAUAUUACACUGGUAGAUUAUUAAUCACAGUAUUACUUGAUAUUUUAUAUCACAUGCGUACACACGUUGACUCAAAUGUCGUUAAAGUAAGUUUGUUAAACGUACUAUUUGGAAAAUGUCACAGGUGAUUAAAAAGGGUAAAAAGAAGCAAAUAAAAAAGGAAAAAACGAAUCAAAAGGAGGAGAAAUCCGAAGAAAGUGUAAAAGAUACGUCAAAGGAAAACGUAAAAUUAAAGUAUGGUCCUUCUUUGACAUUUCCUUAUCAAAGAGUAUGGUCGCGUUGUGCCCUAAUACUUGCAGUGUUGUUUAUAAUUUGGUAUAAUAGCAAACAGGGUAAAGAAGUUCAUCUAGCAAAGCAAAAAGAGAUUUUAUUAAGUCGUACGCAAUUUGUUGAAUGUUCAGAUGAUUAUAAAGCAGAAACAGACGAAUAUCCGGAGUGUAUGCCUGAAAAAUGUGGAAGGAUAGUUACAGAUAAACUAGUGUCAUCAACAGAAACUGAUAUUCUAUUAAAAAUAGCAACGAGUGGUUUAAGUUUAGGUGGGUCCAACGGAGGUGCAAGUAUUCUGGAUCUUCAUUCUGGUGCAUUAAGCAAAGGUCUUGGUUUUAUCAAUAUCUAUACAUUACCAGAAGCAAAAAAGAUAUUUAAUAGUGCUGAUUUUGCAAUUUAUAAAGUAGUAAAAACUAAAAUACAACAUGCGGUAUCACAUAAUUUUGGAGUAUCGUCCAAUAAAAUAUAUCUAACAAAACCCACAUUCUUUUCGCGAAUGACUAAUGUAUCUGCAAAAACAAUACACGAUGUAUAUUGGCAUCGUCAUGUUGACAAGGUAACCUACAAAUCAUUCCAUUAUACAUCCUUACUUUAUUUGAAUGAUUUUGGGAGAGACUUCGAGGGAGGUCGAUUUAUAUUUAUUGAUAAAGAUAAUGUUAAUACAACGGUGGAGCCUCGAAAAGGUAGAGUAUCUAUGUUUACUUCGGGUAGCGAAAAUCUGCAUGCGGUUGAAAGAGUGCAAUCUGGAAUUCGUUAUGCAUUGACUGUAUCUUUCACGUGUGACCCAAAUGCUGCAAUUUCCGAUCCUAACUACUACACAAAGCAAGAAUUAUAAAUACAUUUUACGAAUUAAAAGUAUACAUUCCAUUUAAUUUCUUUUACAAAGUAUAUACCUUCCAAUGUUUCGUGCUCGUUUAAAU
Messenger RNA from Colletes gigas, 1397 nucleotides. Its product is annotated as 2-oxoglutarate and iron-dependent oxygenase domain-containing protein 3-like. Lineage: Eukaryota; Metazoa; Arthropoda; Insecta; Hymenoptera; Colletidae. The record is from RefSeq and is a predicted model, not a curated record. The transcript is spliced from 5 exons. Bases 326 to 1312 code for a protein of 328 amino acids. Gene Ontology annotation, molecular function: iron ion binding; L-ascorbic acid binding; oxidoreductase activity, acting on paired donors, with incorporation or reduction of molecular oxygen. Gene Ontology annotation, cellular component: membrane.